AUGAAGCAUAGAUCACAUUUAAAGCAAAAAAACAAAGUUUAUAAAAAAUGUAAAAGUCAGAAACGGAAUAAAAAUUUAAAAAAAGUUCAGAAAAAGAAGAGAAAUAAUGCAACUUUAAAAUACAGUCAUAUUUUACAUAGGGCAUUUCAAUCCCAUUGUACAAAAGCGAAUAACUUAAAAAGUAAACUUCAGGAAAAAUCAAAAUACAUACCAUUUUACAGUUGUUUAAAUAUAUGUUUAAUAGGGUUUCAUGAAAAUGCAGAUGUUCUAUCAUUUAAAAAAGAGUUCAUAAAAUAUUUAUGUGAAAAAAAUGGUGAAGAUAUUAUAGAAGAUAACAUAAAUUUAUAUGAUAUAUAUACAAUACAUUCAAAUAAUGAAAAAAAAAAACGAUCCUUAGUAAUUUAUGAUAUACCACGAGAUAUAUAUGGAAUAAUAGAUGGAACAAAAUGUGCCGAUUUAAUUUUGUGUAUUUUUAAAGAUGGAAAUGUUGAGAAAUCCUCUUUUGAUGAAUUGGGUUAUAACUUGUUAUCAGUUUUAAGAAUACAAGGAGUUCCAUCAGUUAUCGGUAUAGGAUAUAACACAAAAGAAAAUAGUAAUAAAAAUACACAGAAAUUUGUGGCCAGGUAUUUUAACUCAGAAUUUACAUUAGAUGAUAAAAUAUUCUUUAUUAAUAGUGAUGACAACAAUAAAAAUUUUCAUUUUAACAAACUUUAUAAUGAAAUAAUGAAUAUAAAAGUAAAGAGUGUCUCUUAUAGAGAAGGAAGAGGCUACAUGAUGGCUGACUCAUGUCAAUAUAAUCCAGUUAAUGAUUCCAUUUACAUAAAAGGGUUUGUGAAAGGUAUAGGAUUUAAUAUUUACAACCCAUUACAUAUAACGAACAUUGGAGAUUAUUAUAUCGAUGAUAUAUAUGUCAUAGAUGUGAUAAAAGGAAAAAAAAAUAUGAAUAGUAGUGAAGGAAUAGGUGCUAAACUUUCCCUAUUUGAUAUAAUUCAAAAUAAUGAACAAGAAGAAAAUAGUUUUAAUUUUAUAAACAAUUUUCUUCAUAAUAGUAAAAUAGCUAAUAAUGAUUUUAAUUACAAUUGUUUACACGUUCAAAAUAGCGCAAACAGAAGUAAUCUAAAUGAGGAAAAUGAUUUAUUGUGUGUACGACCAUACACUUCCCAAGAAAAUAAUUUUUAUGUUAACAAUUUAAUGACUCUUAAAAAUAAUUCUAUAACAGAAUAUCCCCCUUCUAGAUUGUUUGAUCAAACAGAUGAUUAUGCAAACAGCAGUGAUCAUGCUGUUUAUAAUUUUAAUUUAAACAAUGCCUUAAAUGGUACAAACAAUGAUGAGUAUAAUAAAGGCGUGUCUAAGAUAAGUACAAGCAGUAUGAACUGUAUGGACAGCACGAAUUAUUCAAACAAAACAAAUAACAUGUACAAUGUACACGGCAGUGUAAAUGGAAAUAAUGAUCAUAAUAAUACGUGCAAAAAGGGCAAUUCGGAUAAUAUUUGGAUGUAUAUAUCGAACGAAAAACAUGAAGUAAACGAUAAUAUUAUUAGUUCUUUUGAUAGACACGAAACACAAAAUGUAGGAGUAAAUAACACUGGCAGUAGUAAUAUAUGCACUGAGGAGCAUUUCAAUAGUAUCAGCUUUUCACAGGGAAACAAUUCUUGUGAACAUGGUGGAGGGGAAUCAGAAAUGGAGAAAGGCAAUAAGAAUAAUAGUAGCAGUAGGAGUAGUAGUAGUGGUAGAAGUAGUGGUAGUAGUAGUGGUAGUAGUAGUGGUAGUAUUGAUAGUAGAAGUAGUAGUGGUAGUAAUAAUGAUUCCAUAGAAAAGGACUCAGAUAAUUCUGAUUAUAUCUAUCUGUGCAAAAAUAUAAGUGCUAGGGAACGGUUCAAGAGAUAUAGAAGUUUGCAAAGUUUUAGAACCUCCUAUGUGGAUGUGUAUGAGGAUUUACCUUUGGAAUAUUCACGUAUUUAUGAUUAUGAAAGUUCAGAAAAUUUAGGAAAAUAUUCAAAAAGGAAAUAUAUAGAAAAUUGCAAAAUUAUAAAUGGAGAAUAUACCUUAACAGAUGCCUACUGUUUAUUUAUUAUAAAAAAUGAUGGAAAAUUGUAUAAUUUAAUACAGUAUUUACAGAAGAAAAAAUUACCUUUUAUAUUAUCAAGUUUACUGCCUUUUGAAAGAAAAGUAACAGUAGUGAAUAUGGAAAUAGAAAGAACUUUUUCUUAUUUAGGGAACGUAGAAUCAAAAGAGGUAUUUGAGAUAGUAUGUGGGUUUAGACAUUUUGUUUCUUGUCCUAUUUUCAGUGAACAAAUUGUUAAGUCAACACAAGCAAAAGGAAAAUAUGAAAAAAAUUUGAAAUAUGGGAAAAAGUAUGUUGCUUCCGUAUAUGCCUUUACAACAGUCACCAAUGCCCCUGUUUUUAUUAUAAAAAAAAAAAAAAUUCAUCAAGAAGAAGGAAGAUGUAAUGAGGAUCGCUUGCAUAUACAAACACCAGAAAAUGUAUGCGACACGAAAAAUUGCAACAAUAGUUUAGAAGGUGCAGAAGGAGGCAUUAACAGUAGUAAUAACUACAUUAGUAACAACGUCAUUAGUAACAACUUCGUUAGUAAUUACAACAUUAGAAACUACAACAUUAGUAAAUACGACCGUAGUAGUAGUAACAAUAAUGGUAAUUCGUCAUGUACAAACAAGCUAAGAAGUGAGAAUAUCAAUGUUGAACUUUUCGAUCCUUUUACCACUAACGAUACUAAUAAUAUCAUGUCAGUGUUAGUUGCACAUGGGAAAGUUAUCAACUGUGAUUGUAAAAGAAUAAUUAUGAAAAGAAUAAGUAUUUGUGGAAAAAUUUUCAAAAUUAAUAAAAAAGGAGCCGUUAUUAGAAACAUGUUUUAUAACCCGAAAGAUAUAAAUUACUUUAAGCCAGUAGAAUUACAUACGAAAUUUGGUUUAACUGGAAAAAUAUUAGAGUCAUUAGGAACCCAUGGAAAAAUGAAGUGCAUGUUUAAUGAUGUCCUAAAACAGCAUGAUAAAGUUUUUAUUAAUUUGUAUAAAAGAGUAUAUCCUAUAUGGUUCCCUUUAACAUGGGGAGGGGACCCCAAUUUAGGUCCCGAUGAUAAGCAUUUACAGAAAAAACGGAAAAAUAUUAAUUUGUCUCAUUUGUGA
This is a messenger RNA of Plasmodium malariae, 3144 nucleotides long. It is a transcript of the gene TSR1, whose product is annotated as ribosome biogenesis protein TSR1, putative. Gene Ontology annotation, molecular function: GTP binding; U3 snoRNA binding; GTPase activity. Gene Ontology annotation, biological process: maturation of SSU-rRNA from tricistronic rRNA transcript (SSU-rRNA, 5.8S rRNA, LSU-rRNA); ribosome biogenesis; endonucleolytic cleavage of tricistronic rRNA transcript (SSU-rRNA, 5.8S rRNA, LSU-rRNA). Lineage: Eukaryota; Apicomplexa; Aconoidasida; Haemosporida; Plasmodiidae. The record is from RefSeq and is a predicted model, not a curated record. Gene Ontology annotation, cellular component: preribosome, small subunit precursor; nucleus. The transcript has a single exon. Bases 1 to 3144 code for a protein of 1047 amino acids.